UGGAAACCGAAGCUGCAAGUCAAGGGCCCCGUCUGACAAGUCCGGCAGGGCUGGAAAGGAGUUAAGGCGGGCAGGUGGGCGUGGCCCGCGCGUUGAUUGGCAUGGGUGGGACCGGGCUCGUCACCCUCCCGGGCUACUCCAACCCCUGGGCGGGCGGGGGUACCGCCUGGGCAAGGGUCUGGGCGCCGGGCCGAGACACCUCUCCCCGUCCCCUGCUUUCCGGUCACGUUCCGCCGGCUGGACGCGCUGGAAGAGUGGAGCACUGCCCGGCCGGCCCUCGGGGCUCACAGUCGGCAAAGUUUGGCUCGAAGAGGAAGUGGUCUCAAACCCCGGCAGGUGGCAGCCAGGCCAGACCAGGGGCGCUCGCGGCCUGUGGGCGGGCUGUAGGCGAAGGCGCGCCCCAGUGCCCAGACCUGGGGCUUCGGGAGCCGGCCCCGGGAGAGUGAGCGCAGCGGCGGCUGGAGAAAACAACUCCGAAGUUGGCGAAAGGCACCGCCCCUACUCCCGGGCUGCCGCCGCCUCCCCACCCCCAGCCCUGGCAUCCAGACCACGGGUCGAGCCCAGGCCAUGGAGCCCCCUUGGGGAGGCGGCACGGGGAAGCCUGGGCGCCCGGGGCUCCGCCGCGACUUCAUCGGGUAGACCACAGAAGCUACGAGACUCUUCCGGCACCCCCGGACAGCCCAGGAUGCUGUCGGCCACCCUCCUCCUCCUCCUCCUCCUUGGAGGCGCUCUGGCCCAUGCAGACCGGAUUAUCUUCCCAAAUCCUGCUUGUGAGGACCCCCCAGCAGUGCUCUUAGAAGUUCAGGGCACCUUACAGAGGCCCCUGGUCCGGGACAGCCGCACUUCCCCUGCCAACUGCACCUGGCUCAUCCUGGGCAGCAAGGAGCAGACUGUCACCAUCAGAUUCCAGAAGCUACACCUGGCCUGCGGCUCAGAGCGCUUGACCCUACGCUCCCCUCUCCAGCCACUGAUCUCCCUGUGUGAGGCACCUCCCAGCCCUCUGCAGCUACCUGGGGGCAAUGUUACCAUCACUUAUAGCUAUGCUGGGGCCAGAGCACCCAUGGGCCAGGGCUUCCUGCUCUCCUACAGCCAAGAUUGGCUGAUGUGCCUGCAGGAAGAGUUUCAGUGCCUGAACCACCGCUGUGUGUCUGCUCUUCAGCGCUGUGAUGGGAUUGAUGCCUGCGGCGAUGGCUCUGAUGAAGCAGGUUGCACCUCAGACCCCUUUCCUGGCCUGACCUCAGGGCCCAUCCCCUCCCUGCCUUGCAAUCUCACCUUGGAAGACUUCUAUGGAGUCUUCUCCUCCCCUGGAUAUACACACCUUGCCUCAGUCUCCCACCCCCAGUCCUGCCAUUGGCUGCUGGACCCCCAUGAUGGCCGGCGGCUGGCCGUGCGCUUCACAGCCCUGGACUUGGGCUUUGGAGAUGCAGUGCAUGUGUAUGAUGGCCCUGGGCCCCCUGAGAGCUCCCGACUACUGCGUAGUCUCACCCACUUCAGCAAUGGCAAGGCUGUCACUGUGGAGACACUGUCUGGCCAGGCUGUUGUAUCCUACCACACAGUCGCUUGGAGCAGUGGUCGUGGCUUCAAUGCCACCUACCAUGUGCGGGGUUACUGCUUGCCUUGGGAUAGACCCUGCGGCUUAGGCUCUGGCGUGGGUGCUGGCGAAGGCCUAGGUGAGCGCUGCUACAGUGAGGCACAGCGCUGUGAUGGCUCAUGGGACUGUGCCGACGGCACAGAUGAGGAGGACUGCCCAGGAUGCCCACCUGGACACUUCCCCUGUGGGGCUGCUGGCACCUCUGGUGCCACAGCCUGCUACCUGCCUGCUGACCGCUGCAACUACCAGACUUUCUGUGCUGACGGAGCAGAUGAGAGACGCUGUCGGCAUUGCCAGCCUGGCAAUUUCCGAUGCCGGGACGAGAAGUGUGUCUAUGAGACGUGGGUGUGCGAUGGGCAGCCAGACUGUGCGGACGGCAGUGAUGAGUGGGACUGCUCCUAUGCUCUGUCCCGCAAGGUCAUCACAGCAGCAGUCAUUGGCAGUCUAGUGUGUGGCCUGCUCCUGGUCAUCGCCCUGGGCUGCACCUGCAAGCUCUAUGCCAUUCGCACCCAGGAGUACAGCAUCUUUGCCCCCCUCUCCCGGAUGGAGGCUGAGAUUGUACAGCAGCAAGCACCCCCUUCCUAUGGGCAGCUCAUUGCCCAGGGGGCCAUCCCACCUGUAGAAGACUUUCCUACAGAGAAUCCUAAUGAUAACUCAGUGCUGGGCAACCUGCGUUCUCUGCUACAGAUCUUACGCCAGGAUAUGACUCCAGGAGGUGCCUCAGGUGCCCGCCGUCGCCAGCGGGGCCGCUUGAUGCGCCGCCUGUGAGCAAGAGCCCAGUGAAGUAGCAGAGAGGGGUGUGGGUCCAUGUGCAGUUCUGGGACCCUGGCACCUUGGCUCAGGGAAGAUCUGAGCUCCUUUCACUGCAGACCCUCUCCGGAGACUGGGGAGUGGGCUCCAGAGAACCUGGUUCUUGCUUACGUUCUCCCUUUGAGCCCUCCUUCCUAAGUACAAACAGUCCUGGGUCCACUCAACAUCAGGCCCAGUGUAAAUAAUGAAACAGUGAUUCUCCCUCCUCUGCCUCUCCAUGGCCUGGUCUUUGCCCUCUCCUUUGCUCUUCUCUUCCCCAUAGCCACUCCAUUACCUACAGCCUGAUAGUCUUCAUCCCUUUAUCCAGACCUUUUCUCUCCUUGUGGUAUUGCAAACUGAAAGUGGACAAAGACUUCAGGUAAAACUGCUCCUUGUGGUGGAACGCUUCUGAAUGCUGGAAGGAGGACUUAGGGCAGAGUUCACUAGGGAGGCCUGUGCUUAUAGAUCAGUGGGCCUGAAAGAAGUUUCUUUAGUUUCUAGGUGUGUGCUGUACAGGGUGUAGGCAGUAAUAAUACUCUUGUCAGCCAUAGUGAAGCCCCAAGGUAGCCGGGAUAGGGGACUGACCUUAUACAGGCAGCAUGGGGAGACUAAGACAGAGGGUCCUGCCCAAGUGAUGGCACUGGGGAGCAGUCACUCAGGUUUAUUUCCACCAGGGCCCAAGAAAAAAAGCAAUGAGGCAUCUUAAAAUUCUAUUAAGAUAGAUACCAAUAUCCAAGGUGCUUGGUCUCACGAGUGUAGGACCCACAUUAAGGCUCUUGGUGGGAAGGAAGGAGGCGUUUUCAGCAUGAGAUAGGAAUCAGGCUCUGAAUCAGAGUCUAGAAUCUAAGAUAAAAGAAGAUACCAGGGCUGGGAGUGGUGGCUCACACAUGCCUGUAAUCCCAGCACUUUGGGAGGCCAAGGUCUGAUUGCCUGAGCUCAUGAGUUCAAGACCAGCCUGAGCAACAUGGUGAAACCCUGUCUCUACUAAAAUAUAAAAAAUUAGCUGGGCAUGGCGGCAUGCACCUGUAGUCCCAGCUACUCGGGAGGCUAAGGCAGGAGAAUUGCUGGAACCCAGAAGGCGGGGGUUGCAGUGAGCUGAGAUCACGCCACUGCACUCCAGCCUGGGCAACAGACCAAGGCUCCCUUUCAAAAAAAAAAAAAAAAAAGAUACCAGAACUUGGUCCUUAAGAAACAAAAUUCUGCCGGACACAGUAGCUCAUGCCUGUAACCUCAGCACUUUGGGGGGCCCAAGGCAGGCAGAUUGCUUGAGGCCAGAAGUUCAAGACCAGCCUGGGCAACAUGACAAUACCCUGUCUCUACCAAAAAUACAAAAACUAGCUAGUCUCAUAACCUGGUCUCAAAAUAAAUAAAUAGAUUUUUUUAAAAAAAGGAAAGGAAAUCACGGGCCUGAACCAAGCUCCAGGCCUCACUGGGAGGGAAGAAGGACCCGCAGCCACACAGCCUAAGGCUGCGGAAGCACCAAGGUGGUUAAAGAGUGAGUGUCUGUUUAGGCAAAACCUGCUAUUGACAUUUUUAAAAGAAAAAAAAAAGAGUGAGUGCCUGAUGAUGCCAGAUUCUUCAUCACCUGAAGUGAACCCUCACAACAGAGCUGGGCCGUAGGCAUCAUAAUCCCCAUUUCGCAGGCUCAGGAGGAGCUUCAGGGAAAUCCGAAGAUUGGCCCAGUCUUUACCAGGUGGUGGAUUUAGACCUGGCAAUGGCUCCAUUCCAAAUCUCACCCUUGUCCUACUAUUCCACAGAACCUCCGAUUCCUGAGGGAGCCUGGACACAGGCAAAUGCUCAGCCCGGGUGGUUGAGGUUACAGUGAGCUAUGAUCGCACCACUAGUCUAGCCUGGGCAUGGGCAACAGGGAGAAAACCUCUCUCUGAAAAAAAUAAAAAUACUCAUUUUGGAAGGAAGUAAUUCUAAAAUGUUACACUUGCCUUCAGCAUAUCUGCAAUAUAAUAAAAUUUUCUGAAUAGCUGAGGAUCGUUCAUAGAAACCAGUGGCUUUUCUCCAGCAGUGUCUCCUGACACUGUAGGAGUAGGAGUAUGGGGAGCUAUUUGCUUUUAUGCUAAAUGACCUCAGACCACUUAUAAAAUGCAUAUGAGUGCAUUAAAUGUU
Molecule: messenger RNA, 4501 nt
Organism: Callithrix jacchus (white-tufted-ear marmoset)
Lineage: Eukaryota; Metazoa; Chordata; Mammalia; Primates; Cebidae
Source: RefSeq, a predicted model, not a curated record